CGGCUUAGUAAGUGGUGACCUUCGAGAUAACACCUGCUACUAAUAAUUAUCACAGCGUAUCUACACGCACGCCAUCUUAAGUUUCAGAGUAAUCACUGGUGGUCACUCGUGGCGUGAAGCACAGUAAAACAGUGACAGUAUAGAAAUGAAAACGGAAAAUAGAAUUAAAAAAAAUGAUGAUUCUUCAAAACAGACAUCGACUAAGCAAGCUAUUGUAACAGUUGCAGUGAUCUUUAUUACUUCAUUGUCAGCAAUGUUUUAUGUGUAUACUAGUUUUCCAGAACUUGCAGAGAAUGAACGACAACACUUAAAGUUACCAUUGCACAUUGAGGAUGCUAAAAACUUGGGUAAACUAUUAAGUCGGUAUAAAGACCUUUAUUAUUUCCAAGUACUAGCUGGAUUAUUUCUUACCUAUAUUUUUUUACAAACAUUUGCUAUUCCAGGUUCCAUUUUCCUCUCUAUCCUUUCUGGCUUUCUAUUUCCAUUUCCUUUAGCUUUGUUCCUAGUAUGUAGCUGCAGUGCAGUAGGUGCAUCACUUUGUUACCUUGUGUCAUCUCUUCUAGGUCGUAAAUUACUUUUUAAAUACUUCCCAGAAAAAGCACAAGAGUGGACGCAAACAAUUAAAAAACACAAACACCACCUUUUUAAUUAUAUGCUGUUUCUUCGGAUAACUCCACUACUACCAAAUUGGUUCAUCAAUUUAGCUAGUCCUGUGAUCGGAGUGCCUCUUGCACCUUUUGCCAUGGGCACAUUUUUUGGAGUAGCUCCACCAUCUUUUGUUGCGAUACAAGCAGGCCAGACGUUACAAAACUUAACUUCUUCUACUGACGCAUGGUCCUGGAAUAGCAUCCUAAUUUUGUGCUUAUUUGCAAUUUUAUCAUUAGUACCUGUUUUAUUUAAACAAAAAUUGCAAGAAAAGUUAGAUUAAAAUUUAGAGAAAAAUUGAAUAAAGGAUUUGUUCAAAAAAUAUGCACUUAUUUAUUUUAAGUAUUUAAAGAGCUAAAGAUAUAUCAAUCACAUCAAAAGUCAAUUUAGUUAUGAUUCAAUUAGCAAUUUUCAAUUUGCUAUGAUACUACCAGCACAAUCAAGAUAGUGAUUGUAAAUACAUGCAUAAAAGAAGGUACAAAAGCUUAAUUUAUGAUGUUAGAAAUGAAAACAAUAUAUAAUUAAUUUUACGA
Messenger RNA from Hylaeus volcanicus, 1178 nucleotides. RefSeq names its product transmembrane protein 41B (gene stas). The record is from RefSeq and is a predicted model, not a curated record. Gene Ontology annotation, cellular component: endoplasmic reticulum membrane. Bases 146 to 928 code for a protein of 260 amino acids. The transcript has 4 exons. Lineage: Eukaryota; Metazoa; Arthropoda; Insecta; Hymenoptera; Colletidae.